Ruditapes philippinarum (Manila clam) is the source of this 1972-nucleotide messenger RNA. Its product is annotated as multiple epidermal growth factor-like domains protein 10. Lineage: Eukaryota; Metazoa; Mollusca; Bivalvia; Venerida; Veneridae. The record is from RefSeq and is a predicted model, not a curated record. Bases 131 to 1507 code for a protein of 458 amino acids. Gene Ontology annotation, molecular function: scavenger receptor activity. The transcript has 5 exons.
ACGUGCCUUCAUUGUAUAACCUUGUUGUUGGUGAUAUACUUAUGCUGUGAGUAAUUAUCAAAUUGAUUGUGAUUUUAAUUACAGUGGUAGUAAAUAAUGUUUAUAUAAAUAUUCAUUAGCAAUUUGAUAAAUGAAAAGCAUAUACUCAGUUAGGUCAUGUGAGACUGGCUAUUGGGGAGAUAACUGCGAGAAGAAAUGCGAGGUGAACUGUCAGGGAUCAUGUGAUUAUUUCAAUGGUGUCUGCAUCAGAUGUCGAAGAGGAUUUUGGGGUAGUUAUUGUAACAACACUUGCAGUGUUUAUUGUGAUAACUACUGUGAUAAAGUUGAUGGAAAAUGUUCUUCUUGUAAAUACGGAUUGUGGGGGGCCCUUUGCGAUAAGCCUUGUGAUGCACGUUGUACUUAUUGUGAUAGGAAGAACGGUCAAUGCAAUGGUUGUCAAUCUGGAUUAUGGGGCGACUUUUGCACAAAGUCUUGUGGUUCAACUUGUAACAGUUGUUCUCAAGAUGAUGGAUACUGUUAUAAUUGUAAAUCCAAUCUUUGGGGUUCUUCUUGCAAUAACAGCUGCAAUGCACAGUGUCCGAUAUGCAACCGUCACACUGGACAUUGUGAUAUAUGUAUAUCUGGUUACUGGGGUCCAUUUUGCAAUAAAACAUGCCAUGUUGCUUGCACUUAUUCAUGCUCUAGGUUUACCGGUCGUUGUACCUCAUGUAGACCCGGUAAUUGGGGAAUUUUUUGCGAAAAACAAUGCCGUGAGAAUUGCAGUAAGUGUGAUACAACUAGUGGCUCAUGUAGCAUUUGUAAAAAUGGAUACUGGGGUAUUUCAUGUGAAAAUAAAUGUAACGAGAGUUGUUUUUCAAAUUUGUGCUACAAAAAUUCAGGGAAGUGCAUAAGUUGUUCGGAUGGAAGAUGGGGGACAUACUGUGUAGAUUGGUGCAAGAAGUCGUGUUCCUGGGGCUGUGACAUAAAUACAGGGGAAUGCACAUGUGAAGCUGGGUAUUGGGGUAUAAACUGUUCUAAUAGGUGCAAUGAAUCAAAUUGUGAGGUAUGCUCACUGGCAGAUGGAACGUGUACAAAGUGCCUGCCAGGCUUUUGGGGCACUAGUUGCAAUUAUAAAUGUAAGUCAGAAAAAUGCCUUAAUUGCUAUAUUGGCAGUGGAAUGUGCAGUGCUUGUCUACCGGGACGAUGGGGAAGACUUUGUCAGAAAAUGUGCAGACAUGAAUGUCCAUGUUGCAGUAUUAGUACUGGAGCAUGCAGAUUUAAUUGUUCAUUUACAGUUGACGUAAUUGGCAAUAAAUUCGCAGUCGGUCAGGAGCAUGCUCAGGGAAUAAACUUUGCAACAGUAAUCAUUUCUGUAGUUACUAGUGUGGUUGUUGUAUCAGCAGCAGUUGGAAUAUGUAUCUUUAUAAGAUCAAGAUUCAGGCGGACGAAAUUGUUGAAAAGUACGAACGUGCAAAGUAAUGGUUCUCAAUCAGAAAUGUCGAGCUGCUCCACAACACCAACAUCGUAAAGAGCAGGACUUGAGAUAAACAUCAAAGUUGCGAAGCCUGUCAACUCCUCACUUUAUUAAACUUAUGAUAAACGCGUAGUUAAGUGGCAAAAGAACUUUUAUAUAUGACCACAGAAUAUGUAUUGUAAAAUUUAAUAAGUUAAAAAGAGACACAACUAAGUAUGUUCGAAAGAUGAUAUUUUGAAAUUCAAAACACUAAACAAAAAGGAAGCUUUGUUGAAGUGAAUAAAUAUAAUUUGUUUAAAUGAUGUAAUAAAAUUGAUAUUGUACAACAGUUAUAGGUAUUUCUCAAAGGACAUAAUAAAAACAAAUAUUUAUAUUAAAUUGUUCUUAUCAUCAUCAAAAUAUGCAAUAAAAUGAUAUUCGAGCCAAAAAAAAGUAAUAACUAAAAUAUCCUGAUCAAAUGCUUUAUGAAAACAUAAAUAGAAUUAGUUUUUGUCCUGGUUUCUUCUCAAAAAAGAAAUG